Aspergillus heteromorphus CBS 117.55 is the source of this 390-nucleotide messenger RNA. RefSeq lists its product as uncharacterized. The transcript has a single exon. Lineage: Eukaryota; Fungi; Ascomycota; Eurotiomycetes; Eurotiales; Aspergillaceae. The record is from RefSeq and is a predicted model, not a curated record. The coding region runs from base 1 to 390 and encodes 129 amino acids.
AUGUCGGAACAAAUUAGACCAGACACGUCGAAUCCGGAAAGCGAGGUCCGACACUGGCAGAUCGAGACCACCUGGUUCUACUUCCCGUGCAUGGACCAAGGCUACCGGGGCACCUCAGAGCACUUCCAACGCGCCAUCGACGAUCUCGACCACUCGAUGUACGCGUUGUAUCGAUACUGCCCUGCGUUCAGCGAGCAGUCCUGGGGCGUCUUGAUCUUCGUCCAUCAUCCCAUCAACUCCGAUCUGCCGAUCAUGCUGGCCUAUGCGCGCCGUCAGCUAGAGAAUCUCCGUGACGAGGCCAGAAUCAAAGAACGGGCCGGAUACCAUUCUCCGACUAUCCGUGGCGUGUAUGUUCCUCCCGAAGAGAAGGAACGACGAGCAGCGGAGUGA